AUGGAUAUGGGUGGCGGUGAGGAGAAGCCAGCGCUGGAACAAUACGGUGUUGACCUCACAACGAGAGCGAAAGACGGCAAGCUUGAUCCUGUGAUAGGUCGCGACAGCGAAAUCCAGCGUACGAUUCAAAUUCUUUCGAGACGAACGAAGAACAACCCCGUCAUCAUCGGUAAUGCCGGUACGGGCAAGACAGCCAUCCUUGAGGGCCUAGCACUGCGCAUUGUACAAGGGGAUGUGCCCGAGAGCAUCAAGAACAAACGGGUCGUCAGUCUCGACCUGGGCUCCUUGAUUGCUGGUGCCAAGUUUCGAGGCGAUUUCGAAGAGAGACUGAAGAAAGUCUUGGAUGAGGUGCAGAAGGCCGAGGGUCAGGUCAUUCUCUUCAUUGACGAGCUACACACACUCCUUGGCCUGGGCAAGGCUGAGGGCUCAAUCGAUGCUUCGAACCUCCUCAAGCCAGCAUUGGCCCGAGGUGAGCUCCAAUGCUGUGGCGCUACCACGCUUGCGGAGUACCGGCAGAUUGAGAAAGACGUGGCGCUGGCACGACGUUUCCAGCCCAUUAUAGUGAACGAGCCAUCGGUGGAAGAUACCGUCAGUAUUUUGCGAGGUAUCAAAGAAAAGUACGAGGUUCAUCACGGAGUGCGCAUCACCGACGGAGCGCUCGUCGCAGCGGCCACGCUCUCGAACCGUUACAUUACAGAUCGCUUCCUGCCCGACAAAGCCAUCGACUUGAUGGACGAGGCUUCGAGUCAUCUCAAGCUACAACAUGAGUCGAAACCCGAAGACAUUAUGCGCUUGGAUCACAAAAUUAUGACCAUCCAGAUUGAAUUGGAAAGUCUUCGGAAGGAGAAGGAUGUGGCCAGCAAGGAGCGCCGCGAGAAGCUUGAGGAUGAGUUGAAGAGACACCAGGAAGAGCUCAAGGCCCUCAACGAGCGCUGGGAGAAAGAGCGUGCAGAAAUUGAGGGCGUCAAGAAAGUUCAAGAGGACCUCGACAAGGCCAGGUUCGAACUGGAACAGGCCCAGCGCGAAGGCAACUUUGGCCGAGCAUCCGAGCUGCGCUUUGGCGUCAUUCCCACGCUGGAACAAAAGCUACCCAAGGAGAACGAGACUGAAAGCCCAGGCACGCCGCAGGCUGAUCAGCUGGUCCACGACUCUGUGACCGCGGAUGACAUUGCCAAUGUUGUCUCGAGAAUCACCAGCAUCCCAGUCACAAAACUGACUUCUGGUCAUAUCGAGAAGCUGGUCCACAUGGAGGAUAGUCUGCGCGAGUCUGUCAAAGGGCAAGACGAGGCUAUCAAGGCUGUGUCAGACGCUGUCCGUCUGCAACGUGCAGGUCUGAGCGGCGACAACAAGCCAACAGCGUCCUUCUUUUUCCUCGGCCCUACCGGUGUGGGAAAGACUGAGCUUUGCAAGAAGCUUGCCGGGUUCCUCUUCUCGACAGAGUCGGCGGUUGUCCGUUUCGACAUGUCCGAGUUCCAGGAAAAACACACGAUUUCAAGACUUAUCGGUGCGCCCUCUGGCUAUGUCGGAUACGACGACGCGGGUCAGCUUACAGAGGCUGUCCGCCGCAAGCCGUACGCAGUGCUGCUCUUCGAUGAGUUUGAAAAGGCUCACCGCGACAUCUCUGCCCUCUUGCUCCAGGUCCUCGACGAAGGCUACCUGACCGAUGCACAGGGUCACAAGGUGGACUUCCGCAACACCAUCAUUGUGUUAACGUCGAAUCUUGGCGCCGACAUUCUAGUCGGCCACGACCCUACACACCCUUACAGAGAGACCAAGGAUGGAGACAUUGACCCUUCCGUGCGCGAAGCCGUCAUGGACGUGGUGUCCUCCGCCUAUCCACCCGAGUUCCUCAACCGUAUCGACUCAUUUAUCAUCUUCAAGCGCCUCGCACAGAGCGCUAUUCGUGAAAUUGUCGACAUUCGUCUGCGCGAACUACAACAGCGCCUGGACGACCGACGUAUCACACUGCACACGCCCAGUGAAGUCAAAGAUUGGCUCGCUGAGAGGGGCUACGAUCCUAAGUUUGGUGCGCGACCUUUGAACAGACUCAUCACCAACGAGAUUGGCAAUGCUCUCGCUGCAAAGAUCAUCAAGGGCGAGCUCAAGGGUGGAGAAACGGCCGAGGUGAAGAUCCGAGAUGAUCAGCAAGGGCUGGAGAUCAGUAAUGUUGCCACUGCAGCGCCUUGA
Emericellopsis cladophorae is the source of this 2187-nucleotide messenger RNA. RefSeq names its product Heat shock protein-like protein. Lineage: Eukaryota; Fungi; Ascomycota; Sordariomycetes; Hypocreales; Bionectriaceae. Gene Ontology annotation, molecular function: ATP binding; ATP hydrolysis activity. The coding region runs from base 1 to 2187 and encodes 728 amino acids. Gene Ontology annotation, biological process: cellular response to heat. Gene Ontology annotation, cellular component: cytoplasm; mitochondrial matrix. The transcript has a single exon. The record is from RefSeq and is a predicted model, not a curated record.